Molecule: messenger RNA, 1823 nt
Organism: Camellia sinensis
Lineage: Eukaryota; Viridiplantae; Streptophyta; Magnoliopsida; Ericales; Theaceae
Product: Rho GTPase activating protein with PAK-box/P21-Rho-binding domain-containing protein
Biological process (GO): signal transduction
Molecular function (GO): GTPase activator activity
Source: RefSeq, a predicted model, not a curated record
AAGACAUCGAAGUUUAAACCACCACCCAACAUCCAACAUCAUCAUCUUCAAUUACUCUCUAACUCCACCACCCCCACUCAUUCAAAUCACUUCAUUCACUCCUCAGCUCUCCCUCCAUAGACAGACACAGAAAACUCAAAAAAUUCAGUAGAGAGAGAGAGAGAUGACAGCCAUGGUGAUGGUGACAAAGGGUGGUGGUGAAAGUGUUGGAUGUGGUGGUGGGAAGGGAACCAAAGAAGCUGAAGAUCAGCAAAACAAUAAUCUCUCUCUCGUUGCAUUCCUCUUAGCAGCUCUCAGAAAAUCCAUGGUCUCUUGCCGAAUCGAUCGCAAUGAUGAAUCCAUCUCCACCGUCCACCACAUGGAAAUCGGAUGGCCAACAGAUGUCCAGCACGUAACCCACGUCACUUUCGAUCGAUUCGAUGGGUUUCGUGGUCUUCCUGUUGAGUUCGAAGUCGAGAUACCCGGCAGAGUACCCAGUGCCAGUGCUAGCGUUUUCGGUGUCUCAGCAGAAUCGAUGCAGUGUUGUCAUGAUUCAAGAGGCAAUAGUGUCCCUACAAUUCUCUUACUAAUGCAAGAGAGGCUAUACUCCCAAGGAGGUCUAAAUGCAGAAGGAAUUUUCCGAAUAAACCCGGAAAACAGUCAAGAGGAGGAAGUGAGAAGCCAGCUGAACAGAGGCAUCGUGCCCGAUAACAUUGAUGUUCAUUGUUUGUCAGGGCUUAUCAAAGCCUGGUUUCGAGAACUUCCUUCUGGUGUGUUAGAUGGGCUUUCCCCUGAAGAAGUUUUGCAAUGCAAUGCAGAGGAGGACUCGGUUGAGCUUGUGAAGCAGCUUCAACCAACCGAAUCAGCAUUGCUUAACUGGGCAAUUGAUCUCAUGGCUGACGUUGUUGAACAAGAGGAAUCCAACAAAAUGAAUGCUAGAAAUAUUGCCAUGGUUUUUGCUCCAAACAUGACUCAGAUGUCUGAUCCAUUGACGGCUCUAAUGCAUGCUGUUCAAAUAAUGAACUUGCUUAAGACAUUGAUCAUGAAAACACUAAGAGAACGUGAAGAGGCUGCUGCAACAGAAGGAGGAUACUCACCAAUUUCGUCUCAUUCUUCCAAUCAGGAAUCUGAUGGGGAAAUUGAUAGCCACCGAGAGAUGGAUACCAGCUGCGAAUUAAGAAGGCCGAUGUCAGAAUGUGAUGACAACGCCCAUUACAACAACAGCAGUGAAGAUGAGGCUGAUAUCGAGUCUUUGAGAGAGGUAGAAGAGUGUUUCUUGACACAAUUGGAUGCGAAAAUCAUGAAAGAGUCAGUGGGAGAUUUGCAAAGACCGCAUGUGAGUCCUAGAAGUGGCUCUACAUCUUAUAGGGAGACUGGUGUUUCAUUUUCUGAUAGCAAAGUCGGAGGUUCUGGUUUGACCACAAGUGAUGGGGAAGACUCUGCAGAUACAAGUCUGGUUGUUGUUGCUUUGAAAUUUCAAUCAAAAAGAUGGAUGAACACCAUUGAUGUGGAUAUGGAAGAGAAAUUGGUGGAGUCUGAUUUGCCAACGUUUUUGCUUGGUGUUCAGUAAAUCUGUCAUGCUGGAUCUCCAUUUUAUUAGUGAUUUGGAUUAGAAUGUUGUUUGCAUAUUUUGGGUUUUCCUCCAUUAGCCAUAGUUGCUUCUGUAAAUUGAAAAGUGUUUUCGAAUGUUGCGCAUAACUGUCAAAGAAGGGAUGCCAGUUGUUCGCUAGUUGAUUGUGAGUCAUUGUCGCUUGAGGCUGACUUUAUGCUUGUUGUAUGUGAUUCACUAGCAAAGGAUGUUUAACUCUUGGCAAUUUUAGAUUAGAAUGCCUGUGUUCUCUCUC